Molecule: messenger RNA, 2168 nt
Organism: Nymphalis io (European peacock)
Lineage: Eukaryota; Metazoa; Arthropoda; Insecta; Lepidoptera; Nymphalidae
Exons: 1
Coding region: 94-2043 (649 amino acids)
Biological process (GO): transcription initiation at RNA polymerase III promoter
Cellular component (GO): transcription factor TFIIIC complex
Molecular function (GO): histone acetyltransferase activity
Source: RefSeq, a predicted model, not a curated record
UAUUAUUGUGUAACCUCUAAAAUAAAAUUGUAUAAAAGCUUAAAAUAAAGAAAAAUAAGAUUUUAUAUAACAGUUAUAAUAGAUAUUUAUGACAUGUUACAUGAAAUAUCACGAAAACGAAUAACCGUAAAUAAAUAUGAAGAAACAAGCAUAUCUUGGUACAAUUCCGUGUUGGUAGUGCGAGGAUAUAAAACUUUACAUUUAAUUGAUUUUUCAUACAACUUAUAUUCUUUAGAAAAAGAAAUAGAUUUAAAGGAAUGUACGGUAAGCGUCAGUUAUGACAGCCCAGUACCAAAUAAUUAUCUAUCAAAUUAUGCUGCACAAGGAGUCAACAAUUUGGAACUUGUGGAGAUGAUUACAAACCCAGCCUUUUGGCCACAUAAUAAAUUGCUUACACAGGAAAUGACAAAUAUAGUAUCAUUUAAAUGGUCUCCCGAGAAUCUAAUAAAUAACCACGAAAGUGUACUAGCAACGGUAAACAGUGUUGGUAAUAUAGAAUUAUUCGCUAGAAAAAAGCAAUUAUGGUACAGUAUAAUGGAGUUCUCAAAGGAAAUGAUGAAACAUUUAAGUACUAGAUUUGAAUUAUUAGACCAAUGCCCCCAAAAGUUUAAAGAAAUGGAAGAUGUUGUAUAUAGCUUAGAAUCAUCAACAAUUUGUUGGUGUCCAGUACUGAAUCCCGAUAAUUCUUGUUACCUAGCAACAGCUCAGAAGUCUGGUGAAAUAUUAUAUUGGUUACUUAAAUGUAAUGAUACAUUGCAAACCGAAUACUGCGGCAGUAUAAAGAAUUCAAAUGAUGUUGAAAUUCCUUUAAUGGUUUGGGUAUCCAUUGAUACAGGUAAAUUUAUACUAAUUAUUACAAAUGAAAGCGGUCAAGUAUUAGCUAAUGAAUGUCAAUUAGUUGAGAAUAAAGUAACACUUAUAAAGGAACACAUCUUAUGGCGACAUACAGAUAAAAUGAUGGUCACAUAUUUGGAAUACACAUUUAUAAAUGACAUGUUAUUAGUAUUAUUUAAUAAACACAGACAUUUAAUAGUACAAUUGUACGACAAAAGCUUUAGGCUAGUAUGUCAAUGUGUGAAAAAUGUGAAUGAUUAUAAAAUAUCAUCUAUUAAAAAGUUUAAAAAUAUUUUCUACAUCAGCACAAUUAAUACGAAUAUAUACAAAAUCAAUUAUACCAUCACCGAAGACAAUGUAGAAGUUACAUUGGAACCAUUUGAUAUUAAAGAUACAUAUACAUCAUGUGAGCUAUUCGGUAUUGGAUGUUCAAAUAACAAUGUUUUAUUCGCUCUAGCUAUGAUCGAUAGAAGAUUAUUAUAUCGAAAACAAUCAUUAAAAAUCGAAAUAAUUUUUCUUUGCCCUGAAUCUGAACCCGAAGUAGAAGCUACAGCCAUUAUAAAUAAUCCAUUAAAAAGAUUAACUCAUAUGUGGGAUUACCUUGAAAUUUUACGAUGCAAAAUAAUAAAAACAAAAACGUUACCUCAAAUAGACUAUUAUAAAUUGCUAAAAGAUGGUGCAAGUGAUGUGUAUAAAUUAAAAGUAUAUUUAGUUUUUUUAAUUUUCUAUCAAAAUUUGGAAAAGUUAAUGGUACCACAUUUAAAAGGAAAACUUCCAGAAACAUCGAUAGAUAUUAUAAAAGAUAGAAUCCUAUUUGUUCAAGCAAUAAAUGUUAUUAAUGAUGUUUAUGAUAAAUAUACAAAGAACAAUCAUUUAACUGAUUUUGAAAAAGAGUGUUUUGAUUGUAGUAAAAGAUUUAUUAAUUAUUAUUGUAUGUUAUAUUCUGGAAAUCGUGAUGAUUAUGUGUCUGACGAUAUUUGUUCAAUAUCUAAUUUGAAUGUUGAAUACAUGUGUCAGGCGUGUGACGAGAAAUUAUUGCAGUUUUCAUGUAGAAAUGGACAUCUGAAUAUGUUUUGCUCUCUCACGUUCAGUCUUAUUGAAAGUGAUCAAUACAUAAUAUGCAAAAGUUGCGGCUCAACUGCAAGAAUGGAACUAUAUAAGGAUAAGCCAACUUGUGUUUUCUGUGAUUUACAUUUGAUUAGUGUUUAAAUCUGCAUCAACUGCGCUACGGUCUCUUCAAACACUCCAGUAACUUGAAAUAAGUUUUAUUCGUUCCGGAACAUAAUUUUCUAAACUAAGAAAACAAUUGAUUAAAGAUUCUAAUAUCUGAGAAA